Molecule: messenger RNA, 1335 nt
Organism: Drosophila santomea
Lineage: Eukaryota; Metazoa; Arthropoda; Insecta; Diptera; Drosophilidae
Gene: geko
Exons: 3
Coding region: 374-994 (206 amino acids)
Source: RefSeq, a predicted model, not a curated record
CUUCUGGCCGAAUCGGACGUACCGCUGCACUCGAUCAACUUAGCGUGGUACCUGUGGCUUUCGCGUGUGUUACCUGUACCUGUAUUUCGGCUUUACAGUUACUAACGAGUUAUGUGCGCUUGAAUGCCAAAUUUAAUUGCCGCUCUUUGCAUGCUCGUCGGCAGCAAUUUGAAAACGUUUUCGUGGAGCGAUUAGGAAACUACUUUCGUUUUCCCCCCAACUUUCCAUUUUCUUGCUAUCCAGCUUGCCAUUGAAAAAAGUGUCAAAGCCCAGGUACUAACCACCCAAAUCAGACAACAUACAUUUGGAGAGAAAAAAAGUCGUGAAAAAUAUAAAGUUGCGAAACGCGUGUGAAUUUAUCGAUUUUCUGAUUAUGGCUCUCAUGGACACCGCCUGGCGUUGUCGCCUCAUGAUCUUCGGCGUCGUCUCGCUGCUGCUUGUGGGCGAUCUCUUUGUAUACGGCGGCGGCAUGAAGUCCAACCACCCCACUCCCCACUCGGUGAGAGCGGCGGGCGGUGAGGGGGCGGCAGGUGCCCCAACGGGUCCGGCGGCUGCAGCGGCCAGCAAGUUCCAGGCCAAAAAUGCCGAAAUCGACAUAACCGAAGAGCACGAAUUUAAUGAGCUCUCCGCAGCGGCUCAAUCCCUGAAGCCGGGAAUGGCGGUGGUGACUGGAGCGAGUCUGAAGACCAAGUCCAAACUCACGGACACCAUCAAGGAGUCGUGUCUUCCCAAGAUGCUCUGCGAACUGGCCUCCAAGCCGGAGUACCAGCUCAGCGAAAAGGAGCGUGAGCUGCUCAGACUGAUCAGAUCUCCAACAAUGCCCUGGAUGAUGAACAUGCCGCCCAGCAAAUGGUAUUUCGCGGCCCACAUGGGCGAGCUUAUGCGUCACACCAGCGACAAUCUCAGCGGUCCGAUGGGAUGCGCCAAUCUCUGGCCCAACUGCCCCAUCAGCUCCAAGAAGCUGAUGAAGCUCAGCUACAAAGUGAGGGCCUAGCCACUGGAUCCGCACCUUAAGUAUUAGGAUGUAGGCCGCCUCAACUUCUGUACCAUAUGUCUUCACCGUUCGAUUUAGCUUGUAGCUAUCUUAUAAGCUACCCUAUACACUACCUUGUAAAUUACCUUAAAUUUAGAUUAGACCUUACUCCCGACUUGACUGAAGUGACUGUAGAACUGUAACCUCUUGUAUCCGCAUCUGCUGGCUGCAAGUCCUAGGUAGCUUGUAAUUACAUAUAGUACGUGUGACUAGUCACGAUCUGAUUUAGCGUUACGCCUAGUCGUAAGUUGGAUGCUCCUUUAAUUGUUAAUAAAUUACACUCUUGUGUGCAAGCUCCCUAA